Messenger RNA from Pelmatolapia mariae (spotted tilapia), 1224 nucleotides. RefSeq lists its product as uncharacterized. NCBI's taxonomy places the organism in Eukaryota, Metazoa, Chordata, Actinopteri, Cichliformes, Cichlidae. The transcript is spliced from 6 exons. The record is from RefSeq and is a predicted model, not a curated record. The coding region runs from base 1 to 1224 and encodes 407 amino acids.
AUGAAUGGCAUGGAUUAUAUUUGGAUCUUCACAGGUCAUCUCCUCCAAAACCUGGCACUGAAUCAGAAUGCUGUACAGUCCUCAAACAAUGACAGCCUGGGUUUUGCUGACAAGGCAGUUGAUGGCAACAGAGACUCGAGCUAUCAAAGAGGGUCCUGCACACUUACCACAUUACAAUCUGAUCCCUGGUGGAGGGUAGACCUGAAAAAAGUGUACACAAUCGGCGCUGUACUAAUUACCAGUACAGAAGAACUAGAAAACGGGCUAGGUGGUGCUGAAAUUUGGAUUGGAAAUUCCUUCACUUUCUUUCUCUGUCUUUUGGGCUCUUGCAUACACAGGUGUGCUGUGAUCUCUCACUUUCCCAGUGGACAGACAUCUUACUUUCCCUGCAAGUCUUUUGAAGGACAAUAUGUCACUGUGUUUCUCCCUGGAAGCAAGAAGAUCCUAAGUCUCUGUGAGGUUGAAGUGUACUAUGGAUACCCAUUACCCAAUUUAGCACUUAAAGGAGAAGCUACUCAGUCAUCUACGCUGUCUUUUGCUGCUGCAUCCAAAGCCAUUGACGGUAGACGGAACUCGUUCUAUACCAAUGGGUUCUGCAGCCACACUGCAGAAGACGAGACCAACCCCUGGUGGCGGGUAGACCUGCAGCACAGCUUUACAAUCACUACUGUAAAAGUCACCAACAGAGGAGAUUGCUGUGCUGAAAGACUGGAUGGAGCUGAGAUCCGAAUAGGGAACUCACUGGAGAACAAUGGAAACAAUAAUCCCAAGUGUGCUUCCAUCUCCCACAUAAAAGCGGGUAAAACCUACACAUACCAGUGUGAUGGAGGCAGCAUGGAGGGUCGCUUUGUGAACCUGUUUCUUCCUGGACAGAAGAAAACUCUCACCCUGUGUGAAGUGGAGGUGUAUGCUGCCCGAGUGGAACCGCUUCCAAAUGUGGCCUUAAACAAAGAAACAGUACAGUCGUCGACUUGGUCUGGGACAGAAUAUUGGGCCUCAAAAGCUGUCGAUGGAUGCAGAAAUGGAGAACUGCAACAAGGAUGCUGUACCCACACUUCACCAACAGAGGACUCUCCCUGGUGGCGCAUAGACUUGUUGGGUCUCCAUAAGGUCACUGCUGUCACCAUCAUCAACAGAGGCAGUGGUGCAGCUUACAGGCUUAUUGGGGCGCAGAUCUUGAUUGGGAACUCACUGGAUCAAAAUGGAAUUACAAACUCCAUGUAG